AUGUUGAGGCAAUUGAAAAAGAAAACUCAUAGCCAAUAAACUAAUAAAAGUAAGAAUGAUAGAAUUCAAGAACGCCCUAAAAAGAGAAAAAGAGUAGUAGCAGAGGAGGAAAUUGAAAUAUCAAGUUAGUCUGAUGACUACAUUUAAAGAAAGCAAAAUGAAAAACAGACGAAUAAAAGAACUUCAAAAGCGAAUCAGAAAAAGAAUAGUAGGAAGUUGAAACAGAAGUAUAAGGAGUUAAAGUAGAUAUUAAAGUCAGAUUUUAACAUAUAAAUAGAAAUAAAAACAAAUAAUAAGAUCAAAGCAGGUCUAUUAGCAUUAAAUGAUAGGAUAAAUUUUCAACUUUAGCUACAAAUAAAGCAAAACGAAACUGAAUAACAAAAAUUAAGACAAGAGAAUGAAUUGCAAUAGAAAAAGCAAGUUGAAAAAGAGAUAGAACAGACAAAAUUAAAUAAAGAAAAAUCAGAAAGAAAAAUAGACCUGAAACUAGGUCUAAUAACAUCAUUUUGUGUAAACAAAAAAGAAAUACUUAAAUCAUCAUCACCUCAAAAAGAUUCGACCAAAGAUAUCAAUCAAGUUACUGUUAAUAAAAAAGACAAUCAAAAACAGAAAAAAGCGACUGAAAAAGAAGAAAAAGCUAAGUAGAAAGAAGAAGAGGAAAAAAAUUUAGUUGAUUGUAGUCAAUUUUCAAAUGAUCAGUUAAAAGAAUAACUCAAUUUAUAUGGGAUAAAUGUUAAAAGCUCGAUGACAAGGAAAAAGCAAGAAAGAAUAUUUUCAGAGAUGUUUACCUACACUAAACAUGGAUAAUUACCAGCAUAUCUAUGA
Stylonychia lemnae is the source of this 825-nucleotide messenger RNA. Lineage: Eukaryota; Ciliophora; Spirotrichea; Sporadotrichida; Oxytrichidae. The record is from the annotation of a GenBank genome assembly.